This is a messenger RNA of Carlito syrichta (Philippine tarsier), 1650 nucleotides long. It is a transcript of the gene PLPBP, whose product is annotated as pyridoxal phosphate binding protein. Lineage: Eukaryota; Metazoa; Chordata; Mammalia; Primates; Tarsiidae. The record is from RefSeq and is a predicted model, not a curated record. Gene Ontology annotation, cellular component: intracellular anatomical structure. Bases 71 to 898 code for a protein of 275 amino acids. Gene Ontology annotation, molecular function: pyridoxal phosphate binding. The transcript has 8 exons.
UGGGAGGGGCCGGAAGGCGGUUUCAGCCCGCGGACUCCGGGAUUUGGGGCUCUGCGUCGGUCCCCCGGGAAUGUGGAGAGCUGGCAGCAUGUCGGCGGAACUGGGAGUCGGGUUCGCACUGCGGGCAGUGAACGAGCGCGUGCAGCAGGCAGUGGCGCGGCGGCCGCGGGAUCUCCCAGCCAUCCAGCCCCGGCUAGUAGCAGUCAGCAAAACCAAACCUGCAGACAUGGUGAUUGAGGCCUACAGUCAUGGCCAGCGCACCUUCGGGGAGAACUAUGUUCAGGAACUGCUAGAAAAAGCAUCAAAUCCUAAAAUUCUGUCUUCGUGUCCUGAGAUCAAAUGGCACUUCAUUGGCCACCUACAGAAACAAAAUGUCAACAAAUUGAUGGCUGUCCCCAAUCUCUUCAUGCUGGAAACAGUGGAUUCUGUGAAGUUGGCAGAUAAAGUAAACAGUUCCUGGCAGAAGAAAGGUUCUCCUGAAAGGUUAAAGGUCAUGAUCCAGAUUAACACCAGUGGAGAGGAAAGUAAACACGGCCUUCCACCUUCAGAGACGAUCACCAUGGUAGAGCAUAUAAAUGCCAAGUGUCCCAGCCUGGAGUUCGUGGGACUGAUGACCAUAGGAAGCUUCGGACAUGAUCUCAGUCAAGGACCAAAUCCAGACUUCCAGGUGUUACUGUCCCUCCGGGAGGAGCUGUGCAAAGAGCUGAACAUCCCUGCUGACCAGGUGGAACUGAGCAUGGGCAUGUCCAUGGACUUCCAGCAUGCGAUUGAAGUAGGAUCUACGAAUGUCCGAAUAGGAAGCACCAUUUUUGGAGAGCGGGAUUACUCAAAGAAAGCUGUCCCAGACAAGCCCACAGCAGACUUGAAGGCCCCAGUGGAGAUGGCACAGGACCACUGAGUGAAGGAACAGCCUGCAAGACUAACUAUGCACUAACCUAGGUUUUCAUUUUGAUAUUCCCUAUGUUACAGCACAGUCAUGUUCUCCUGCAGCCUGGAGGGAGUGCUAAUGAUGUGUGUUAAUGGAAAUCAUCUGUGCUUAGUCUCUGACGUAGGAGCUCCCUCCAAGCAGUGGCUUUGAUUGAAUUUGUGAAAUUCAGGCACUUCUGCAGAACACAUACCAAAUCAAUAGCCAGGAAUUGAGUUCAAUAAUGAAUUCUUCCCAGGAACACGAACCAGUCUGUGGAUGCCUUUUCAUCAGUAUGUCACUGAUGCCUAUAAUUGUGGAAGUCAGAGGGAUUCCCUUGUGUCAUCCCACUUGAACAGGGCAUUCCCAUGGUUGACAGCUCCCUACAGGCUCCUGCUACAUCAUCCAAAGUGCUGCUCUGAAACAAGGUGAUUUCUGCCCCCAGAUUCUACCCCAGCCGGUAGAUAUGUGAAGAUAUUCUCUACUCUGGAGUGGCAGCAGGGAACUUCAUGAAAUGGCUCAAGUUAAUUCUCCAAACACAAAUUGAUGCUUGGUGGGCAUGGUGGCUCCCACCUUUAAUCCCAGCACUUUGGGAAGCUGAGGUCUCGCAGAUUCCUUACCUGUCCUCCCCAGAAGCCAUUCUGCUCUGCAGCUUCAGAGCUGAGCUCUGGCCCAGCUGCCAGUCUCCAAAAUAAAACUUUGAAACCAAAAAGGAGGAUCACUUGAGACCAGGAGUUGAGACCAGC